Chlorocebus sabaeus (green monkey) is the source of this 3202-nucleotide messenger RNA. It is a transcript of the gene SH2B2, whose product is annotated as SH2B adaptor protein 2. Lineage: Eukaryota; Metazoa; Chordata; Mammalia; Primates; Cercopithecidae. Gene Ontology annotation, cellular component: plasma membrane. Gene Ontology annotation, molecular function: transmembrane receptor protein tyrosine kinase adaptor activity. Gene Ontology annotation, biological process: intracellular signal transduction; antigen receptor-mediated signaling pathway. The record is from RefSeq and is a predicted model, not a curated record.
GGAAUUCCAUGAGCACAUUCAGAGCUCUGCUGAAACCCAGAUCCAGUGUCCGCCAAGUGCUUUUGAGCGGACAAGCAGCACCAUCAAAAAGGGAAACCCAUUCCUUUAUUCAAAAACCACCCGGGGCCAGGCACAGUCGCUUACACCUGUAAUCCCAGCACUUUGGGAGGCCGAGGCAGGUGGAUCACUUGAGGUCAAGAGUUCGUAACCAGCCUGACCAACAUGGUGAAACCCCGUCUCUACUAAAAAUACAAAACUUAGCUGGGCGGGCAUGGUGGCGCAUGCCUGUAAUCCCAGCUACUCAGGAGGGUGAGGCAGGAGAAUCGUUUGAACCGGGGAGGCGGAGGUUGCAGUGAGCCGAGAUCGCGCCAGUGCACUCCAGCCUGAGGACGGAGUGAGACUCCAUCUCAAAAAAAACAAACAAACAAACAAAAAAAAACCACCUUUCAGGCUGUGGCUGGGUGUAUGACGUGUCUUGGUCCACAUCAGUUCCUGGGGAAUCUCUGCUUCCCUUUCUGUGCUCCCCUUUCCCAUGGGCCCUCACCUGCCAGGGGCUGCAGAGCACGUACCUGCCAAUCUCCCGAGCACCAGCCUUGCAUGGGAGCCCCCCUGAGCCACAGGUUCUGGGCCACCUCACCUCCAGCCCAGCCCCAGAUGGAGGAAUGCAUUCUCUGGGUCUGGAGUGGGUGCAUUAACCCAUUGUCCAGGUGGCCCAUGAGACUGGUGGCAAACCCAGGUCCCCCACUGCAGCCCACCAGGCCAGGGUCCCCUGGGCUACCUCUGUCUCCAUUUUAGUUCUGACCAGUCUAAAGCAUGUGUAUCCAGGGGCCUUUCUUUGGGGUCCCAGCACCCCUCAUCAUCUCCCCCAUCAGGACUUCUAAGCCCCCCGAGCCUCCUGCCCUCAGGGACCCAGGAUGGGUCCUUUCCUCCCUGACCCUCAUUCCUAUCCCCAGCGAGGUGACAGCUGCUCUUGGCCAACCACGCCCCCUCCACCCCCACAGCUACUUCCACAUCUCCAUCAGUUCCUCCUUGUGGGUCUGAGGCGCUCUGCCGCCGGCCCCUCCCCACUUCCUCCUCCCUGGGGAUGGAUCCGAGCUAUUGUCCUGCCCAUGGCUUCCCAUCUCAGGACGCUCUCUGGCCACUGUCAUCCCAGCAGUGGAGUUCAGCCCACUACUCUGAACCAGCCGCAGGUGGCUGCAAUGGGACGGAAGCCAUGAAUGGUGCCGCCCCCGGCCCCGCCACAGCCGCCCCGGUCCCGGUCCCGGUCCCGGACUGGCGGCAGUUUUGCGAGCUGCACGCGCAGGCGGCCGCCGUGGACUUUGCGCACAAGUUCUGCCGCUUCCUGCGGGACAACCCAGCCUACGACACUCCCGACGCUGGCGCCUCCUUCUCCCGCCAUUUCGCCGCCAACUUCCUGGACGUCUUCGGGGAGGAGGUGCGCCGCGUGCUGGUGGCCGGACCAACGACUCGGGGCGCGGCCGUGCGCGCGGAGGCCAUGGAGCCGGAGCCCACGGACACCUCUGCACUCAAGGCAGCGCCCUACGGCCACUCGCGGAGCUCGGAGGACGUGUCCACGCAUGCUGCCACGAAGGCCCGCGUCCGCAAGGGCUUCUCGCUGCGCAACAUGAGCCUGUGCGUGGUGGACGGCGUGCGCGACAUGUGGCAUCGGCGCUCCUCUCCCGAGCCCGAGGCAGGAGCUUCCCUGCGCGCCGCCGAGCCCUCGGCUGAGCCCCGCGACAAGUGGACGCGGCGCCUGAGGCUGUCGCGGACGCUGGCGGCCAAGGUGGAGCUGGUGGACAUUCAGCGUGAGGGGGCCCUGCGCUUCAUGGUGGCCGACGACGCGGCCGCGGGCUCCGGGGGCUCAGCGCAGUGGCAGAAGUGCCGCCUGCUCCUGCGCAGGGCUGUGGCCGAGGAACGCUUCCGCCUGGAGUUCUUUGUGCCACCCAAGGCCUCCAGGCCCAAGGUCAGCAUCCCACUGUCAGCCAUCAUUGAGGUCCGCACCACCAUGCCCCUGGAAAUGCCAGAGAAGGACAACACGUUCGUGCUCAAGGUAGAGAAUGGAGCUGAGUACAUCCUGGAGACCAUCGACUCUCUGCAGAAGCACUCGUGGGUAGCUGACAUCCAGGGCUGCGUGGACCCCGGUGACAGUGAGGAAGACACCGAGCUCUCCUGUACCCGAGGAGGCUGUCUGGCCAGCCGCGUGGCCUCCUGCAGCUGUGAGCUCCUGACUGAUGCAGUUGACCUACCCCGGCCCCCAGAGACGACAGCCACGGGUGCAGUGGUGACAGCCCCCCACAGCCGAGGUCGAGAUGCCGUCAGAGAGUCCCUGAUCCACGUCCCACUAGAGACCUUUCUGCAGACCCUGGAAUCCCCAGGCGGCAGUGGCAGUGACAGCAAUAACACAGGGGAAGAGAGUACAGAGACGGAUCCCGAGGCUGAGCCGGAGCUGGAGCUGUCCGACUACCCCUGGUUCCACGGGACACUGUCUCGGGUCAAGGCUGCUCAACUGGUUCUGGCAGGAGGGCCCCGGAACCACGGCCUCUUCGUGAUCCGCCAAAGUGAGACUCGGCCUGGGGAGUACGUGCUGACUUUCAACUUCCAGGGCAAGGCCAAGCACCUGCGCCUGUCCCUGAACGGCCACGGCCAGUGUCACGUACAGCACCUGUGGUUCCAGUCUGUGCUUGACAUGCUCCGCCACUUCCACACGCACCCCAUCCCACUGGAGUCAGGGGGUUCCGCCGAUAUCACCCUUCGCAGCUAUGUGCGGGCCCAGGGCCCCCCGCCAGAGCCGGGCCCCGCGCCCCCUGCCACGCCAGCGCCCCCGGCCUGCUGGAGCGACCCGCCCGGCCAGCACUACUUCUCCAGCCUCGCCGCGGCUGCCUGCCCGCCCGCCUCGCCCUCCGACGCCGCCGGCGCCUCUUCGUCGUCCGCCUCGUCAUCUUCGGCUGCGUCGGGGCCAGCCCCCACGCGCCCCGUCGAGGGCCCGCUCAGCGUGCGGAGCCGCAGCAACAGCGCCGAGCGCCUGCUGGAGGCCGUGGCCGCCGCCGCCGCUGCCGAGGAGCCCCAGGAGGCCGCGCCCGGCCGCGCGCGCGCCGUGGAGAACCAGUACUCCUUCUACUAGCCCGCGGCGCCGCCCGGGUGGGACACGCCAAGCUCUUCAGUGAAGACACGAUGUUAUUAAAAGCCUGUUUUAGGGACUGCA